Messenger RNA from Patiria miniata (bat star), 4928 nucleotides. RefSeq lists its product as uncharacterized. NCBI's taxonomy places the organism in Eukaryota, Metazoa, Echinodermata, Asteroidea, Valvatida, Asterinidae. Gene Ontology annotation, biological process: apoptotic process; regulation of apoptotic process. Bases 1202 to 2734 code for a protein of 510 amino acids. The transcript has 6 exons. The record is from RefSeq and is a predicted model, not a curated record.
AAUAUCCAAAUGAAAAUUUGUUUUUAAAGCAAAAAUGUAAUGCGAUCAAGCUGAAGGAGUUGUUUGUUGGCCCUUAUCAAAUUGUUGAGGUUUUUUCCCUUCAUUUUAGAAGAGAGCUAUUUUUCAGAUUGUAUUUGAUGAAAACCCCACGUGAACACAACCUUCAGUUCAGAAGUUCUGGGACUUAGAACACAGGCAGAUCAGAAACUGAGAAGAAAACAGAGAAAUCUAACAGAGAAAUCAACGAUUCAAAAUUGAAGUGUUUAUUAAGCAACAAAAAAACAUGCUUUAUUUCAGGUUAUUGGAUAUUAACUCUUUGGCAAAAAUGUCACAUUUUAACUACCUAUCCUGAGUUUUUCUCAGAAACAAAAUAUUUGACAUGAAAGAGGACAUAUCGUCGCAGAGCUGACAUAGCGACGAAUAAGCGAAAACCUUGUAUCAAGUAAUUCACGUUUGAAGUUGGACUGUAUACAGCGCACGCGCGAUCCAACAAACUGACGAAUAACUUUCGUUGGUACUUUGAAAGCACACCUUACAUUAGCAGGUUAACCAGCGAAAUUCCGUAUUUGUCACUCAAAUUAUGGAUUUGUUAUUUUGACUGAUUCGCCACAGGCAGGGCUCCGAAUCUCAAAAUCCAGACAAGAAUUAGGAAUUUGGGCAUAAAUACUUGAAAGAGCAACCUUUAAAAACUACAAAAUCUCAAAUCGGCAAAAUGUUCGAUACGCCGGUUUGGCAGCUCUGCGACGACAUAGCCUUCCAACUUUACCAAAAUGUCAAUUUUGAAAUUUCCACCCCUACUGACCUAUUUGGGCUGUAUUUUAAAAUCACAAUUGCCAACAAACGACUCAUUUAGCUUGAUCGCAUCACAUAAUAUGGUCUUGAAUUGAAAUGUCACGUUUUGACAAAUUUCAUUGGUACUAUGAUAUUUCACGGCCUAACUUUAAAAGAAAAGUGUUUGCUAUUAUAAUUAGGCUUGGUAGGAGGGUACGUGGUUUGCUCAUCUCUUAAAAAAAAAAAAAAAAUAGGAAACAAAUGCACUGAGGAUGGGUGGUGCAGAUCCUCAAGCUCUUUCAGGGUUAACAAGUGUUUUUAAAAAAAGGUAAAAUACAAAUAUAUUGUCCACUUGAAACUGCAAUGAUUUCUGUUUUUCAAUAAUUUGCACAUAUCCAUAAUUGCAGAACUUUGCCAGUUAUUCACAGAUAUGCCUGUCUUUAAGGUAUGGAGUAGUGAUACAUGUAGGUCACUACGAAAGAGUAUUGCAGCCAACAGUCUCCAGGAGUUAAUUGAAAAAGGCAAAACUAAAUUUGGUUUUGAAGAGGAUCUCCAAGUAAGCGUGGUUACUGAAGCAGAUGGAACUGAUGUUGACGAAGAUGAAGUGUUGCUGGAGCUGGGCGCAGGGACAGUUUUGAUUCUUCUGAAGAAAGGCGAACUAUGGCAACCUUCAACACAGGAUACUCCAGUUGCAGAUACUAUUCCAUCAUCAGGAACUGCAGCUACUGGAUCUGGAGACACUACCCCUGCUUGCAUGGCCUCAUCACCAGCACGAGCUGUGACGAUUGCUGAAGGCUCAUCAAAUGCUGGUGAGGCUAGUCCCACAUCAUGUCGACUUACAUCAUCGAGCCCACUUCCCACAUUCAGUCCUCGUAUAGAACACCACCUCAAAUCGGCAACAGAGUCAAGGAUUUGGAGGGAACUAAUUUCGGAAUCAGCGAACUUCUACGUUUGCAAAUAUCCGGAACUAGGCAGCCCAGGAGAGUACCAGAUGAUUGGAAGAAAGAUGUUCUCAGCCUUUCCAAGCAUUGCACGUGAAGGAGACAAGGAGUGGUCGUUCUUCACCAAGUGUCUGAGUCAGCGAAUCAGACACAUAAGAUGGGCUGAAAAGAAGAAGACACAACCCCCAAAAAGGCAGAGUGAUAAUCCACGCUUCAGUUCUGCCAAAGCGCCCCGUGUGGGACAUGUCCAUCUGCUGCAGAAAGACGUUUCAUCAUUGACUGCUGAUGACUAUGAGAAUCAUCUUGCUGAAGUAAGACGAGAAUGGAGUAAAGGCAACACCAAGAACAAGAACCACUUGAUGCUCCUCCUUAGUGAAACCUUCGCCUGCAACCAGCAAUGGAUCAAAAGUUUACCAGAUUCCAAAAUGGAGCCAAUCCUGCAGAAAAUACCAUGCUACCAAGAUGGCAGUCUGGUCAUUCAUGAUUUCCUGAAAAUCAUUGGAGAAAGCAGCUUGGACUCCAUUCUAAACAAGAUGGAGAUUUUCCUGACCGUGGUGGAAAGUCUCAUCGGCACAUCAACAAAGGAACCUGAGAGGAUUAUCCCUGUUAUCCGCCAUGUUGAGAAGGCAACAGCUUUUGACAAAGGGAAGGGUGUGAAAAGCAAGUCUGUCAUCACCAUUAAAGAGGAUAUCUCAGAUGAUGAAGUUGAAGAAGUCUUGAAGACAGGAGACCGGGACCCACCCCAUUUGCUGGUUCUAAAAAAAGGUGGUACAAUUGCUGGCACAUUUGUCGUUGGUGAUACUGUAAGCAUUAUGUGCCACUCAACCAGUGACAAGUCUAUAACAUCAGCGAUGCUCACAUUGAUUGCUGUAUACUAUGUGUUCGAUCUAGAUUAUCCAAAGAUCUAUUCCCAGCUUCUGGGCACACUUCAGUCACAUGUAGUAGGUGGCAUUCCAUUUGAUGGAAAAAAAAGUGCCAAAUUCAGGUCCUUCAGUAAUGUACUGGAUAAAAAACGUUCAUAACUUCAAGACUUAAAAGAACUAUGUGAUGGAACUAAAUGACCGAAAACCAAAGAAACUAUAAAACCAAAACCCAAUGUUUAAACCUAGAACUAUAACCAGAGAACAAGGACAGACCAAAAACCAACACAGUGUGUAAAUUAUAAUGAAUCUGUAAGCUCACUCUAACUUCAAUCUGCAAAAACAAGAAAACACAUGGAAACUAAGAUGAGAAACAUAAUCUAAUGAAUAUUCAGUAGGCAAUAAACAGUUCUGGCACACAAAGGAAGUGGAAGACACUAAUCCCCUACUUUCAGGAUUAACCUGUCAUAAAACGAAUCAAGUGGAACAAAUUGUACUUGAUUAAACGGAAUUUCCAUUAAAAUACCCAAACUCCCUUAUUAAGUAGGAUAAAUCAACUAUCAGCAAUAGAAGUAAUUAGAGCAGUAAUACCUUGAGAAAAAUAAUCAAGGUAAAAAGAAACAAAAUGGAAUCUGAAUAGUUGUAUAAAACUAGAAACUGGAAAUCAUUCAAAGAUAACUCUGACCAGAAUCAACUUGUACUCAGACUGUAAACUAAACAAACUUUCAAGGAACUCUAACUGAUUUAACUACUGUAAAUAAUUGGAAAUAAGUAAAAGAAGACAAUAAUACAAAAGAAAACUCACCACUGACCAGACAAGCAGACAACCCAAGCAAUGAGGAUCACACUCCAGUUAUAGGAGGAACAUUAGUGUUAUCUAUGUACAUGUAUGUUCACUGCUGGUCUACUUAAACUAAAGUGUGGCUUGACCAUGUGGCAACUUAUAUAGGGGGGACUGGAGGACUUAAAUAAACAAACAGGGGGACACACUACCAAGGCAUACAGGGGAACACUAAACAAAGGCUAUGCAUUUUGAAAGGGGGAACUACUCCUAUGUAUAAAUGACACAAAAUUUUAAACAACUUUUUGGCUCCGCCACACAUGCAGUGCAUGUUCAAGUGUUAUAUGUUACAUUUCAUAAAGUGUUAAAUUUGUUACAUUUUCGAUUUCAAAUAUUCUCAUUUCAAUGUAAUUUUAAAGCUUUUUAAAUAACCACAAAGGGAAACUCGUGAUUCGGUGAAUUGUAAAUAUUUCAGAUGUUGAACAAAAAUGAACCAGAAUAAUGUCAUUGCUUAAGUAUCAGUGGAUUAUCUACAUAGACAUUUUAGAUGUAUUUACUGUUUCUUUUACCAGGGUUAACUCACUGAUUUAAAUCACAAUUUAAAUCAAAUGAAUUUGUUUUCAAAUUCCUGAUUUAAAUCCUUUUUUGUAAAAAUCUUAUUUUUGGCAAAAUUUACUGAUUGAGGGUCAUUUUAAUCAAUUAAAUCAAAUGUUUCCAACCAAUUACAAAGCUUGUGUAAGAUGUUAACACAUUCAAAUAUCCCUUCUUCAUCAGCAGCGUCUCGAUAUACAUGUUGGAUUCGCAUAAUUACCCACAAUUAUUCUUUCUUUUUUUAAGUCUGAUACGAUUUCUGUUCUCCACCUUGUACGAAGGACCAUCAAUGAAACAUGAUAAGUUACACAAGGAUCAGUGCUGGUUUUAAAAUUAAAGGCAUUUUUAUGAAACUGAGGUUUUUCCAUUGUGCGCAUUGAUCAUAUGAAAAAUAUUAAUCGUAUGAUAAAGAAAAUUAUAUAUGUACAUGUAGCCUCACUCUCAAACCUACCGUCACAGCUGGCACUUUCAGAAUCAUGAAUUAUGUCAUGUUUCAUAAAUGGUUUUUGCUGAUAUCCAUUUCAAGAUUAAUUGUAAUGAUUAUUAUAAAUCUCAGGUUUUUAACAGCUGAAGCAAUUUCUUGCACAUCUGUGUUCACCCCCUGAAUUGAAUCAACAAAAUUUGCUCUAACUUGACAUCUAUAGAAAACCAAAUAUAACAAAAAAGUAACCUUCUUUGAUAUGUGAAAAGAAAAUUAUACUCAAUGGCUACAUGCCCAUUCUGCUCGUGUGGAUUUGAAAAGACGAAAGUAAAAAAAAAAUAUGUUCUGGUGAUUUAAAGGAAGUGUUUAGUACUUAAACAUCAAGUUAAUUAUAAAUGCGUCCAAGCAUUUAUAAAGUGUUACAGGCUGUAAACACGUCAUUGGUUUAGUACUUAAACAUCAAGUUAAUUAUAAACGCGUCCAAGCAUUUAUAAAGUGUUACAGGCUGUAAACACGUCAAUGUGUUUAGUACUUAAACGCGUCCAAGCAUUUAUAAAGUGUUA